Messenger RNA from Spirodela intermedia, 4331 nucleotides. The record is from the annotation of a GenBank genome assembly. Lineage: Eukaryota; Viridiplantae; Streptophyta; Magnoliopsida; Alismatales; Araceae.
AUGGCGGUAUCACUACCCCGUCUCCUGCUGUUGUUCCUCUCGAUCUUUUCCGUCUCUUCUCUCGGGCGGUUCUGCUACGCAUCUUCCCUCUGUCCAAGGGUUGAUGAACUCGCCUUGCUCGAGUCCACCGUCCGAUCGCAAUGCCCUUCCUGGAUCAAGCGUUCUCCUGUCCUCGAGGUACGGACUAUUUGCCAUCUCCGUUGAUUUCACUGCCUGUAUGCUUUGGCUUUCGAGGGUUCUGCGGAAAAUCGGCCAUCUCUUCUGUGUUUUGGUGUUCCCUGCAUCUUGGUGCUUGAUCCGUUCCGCUGCUAUUCGUGGCGCCAGCUUUCCAUGAUUCCGAUUUCACCUUCCUCUGUGCAUUCCCUUCUUGUGACUUCCUUUGAUUAUUCCUUAUCGCUGCUGCCUUUUAUAUUAUUUUGGUAUCUCUGGUAGUGCUGCUACAGGCAUGUCGACAAGGCGUUUAUGACGACUCUACCCCGAUAAAAUAGAACCUUCUGACUAAUAAAGCGAAGAAUUCCCUCUUUGGAGUUUGAUUGCAUGCUUCUAAUCCUCGAGAAGUCAAUCAAUCGUAUUGUUCUGUCUUUACUUUUCUCUCAAAUUUUGGGAAAGUCAAGGAUAGUGAGCUUUCGCUAUCAUCUUUCUCUGGCUUCUUGCAUUCUCGUGUGUUGGUCGGAUUCUCGUCACCCGGCCAGCCCCCAGUCCUGACCAGCUGCGUGUCGGUGGCUGUUACUAUUCCAAGGAAGACUUGGACCAAUCUGCCUGGUUUCAGCUGGUUGAAGUCCGACCAGUCUCCGCAGUUGGCCGGCUGAGAGACUAGUAUUCUGGAAGCUUAAAACUCCCUUUGAACUGCUGCAUCUCUCAGCUUAGUUGUGGACCUUUCCUGCUGGACUGCUUGGGAAUCUGGGGCUUCACCAGUGUUGAAAUGAUUGUGGAUCAGGAUCCCCUUCUUGAACUCGAAGGCCGAAGAACAGAAUAGAAGAUGAUGAGUCGGCUGAGGCCUUCGUAAGGACCCUUGGGUUCCUCCUUUGGUUGAAGGAAGAGCCGCCAGUAAGCAGAGGGAUGAGGGGAACUGGUGGCAACUGUUGAAAACAACAGAAAAGUUGGAAAAAAAACUGGAAAAAAGCUUUUUACCCAAACAUCCGUUGGUGCCAGCUGCCUGUGACUCUCGUGCUUUCCCCCCCCUGAAAAUGGUUUUAGGCGUAGGGAAGGUUUAUAAAAACCGUCAUAUUUUAUAGAAUCCCCAACUUUCAAGGUAGAAUAUAUUUACAUUUCUUUUCAAUCAAAGAUAUUUUGAAAUUAUUGAAAUAUUCCUAUGAUUUUUUCGACGAUCUUAUGCUAAUAGGCCUCUUCAAGUUUUGUCACUCUAUCAGAGGAAGAAUUUUCUCAUCAAUCUUAUGGUUAGAAAAAGAUCCUAAUGACUAUUUGGAAAGGCUCCUUUCUCUAUGUUUCUUAAUAGGCGUUUGACAUUCGAUUUGUGAGGGAUAUUGAUUGAAGGGUAUACUUCAUUAAGCGACAAUUCUUCAUGCAGAUACUCUGCAUAAAGUGGGUAGAUCCAGUAGUCGAAUCUGGGUCUGGUAAUGAUAGUUUCUUUGAUAGAAGAAGUAAUUUUAUACUGUUUCUGAACUUUAGUCCACACAAAGUAUACCCUUUAUACUCUGCAUAAAGGGUAUACUCUCGUCCUAAAGUCUUCUGGAGGAUAAGCAUCUUCAUUUCCUUUCUAAAAUCAUAAUAAAUCACAUAUUAAUUGUUGACACAGUUGGGAACGAAUGUGAACUGUUAUCAAAUUGUGGUGGCUUUGUUGUCAUGAGAUCUGACCUUGUGCCCUAUUUGGCUUGGUCCAUGAACUAGAUGUAUGGCCUAACCCUAUUCUGGAAAAUAUUGACAACUUGUUUUGCCAUUUUCUUUGUAAGAAUUCUCCUCCAAAUAUAUCAUUUGUUGAUAUCUCAUAUUUUUCUAUCAAUUUCCAUAAUUUAUUCGUGGUGUUUCAUGGUCUUACAACCAUCUGGAAGACUGUCACAUAGGUGCCUUCAUCAUAUUAAUAGAAUGUUUUGUGCUUUUGGGCGUAUAACAUGAAACAAUUCGAAAAAUAUGAACAUUGCAAAACGCCCGCUUCCUUCCUAAAUGUUUAUGUAUGGUUAUAUUGUAUAUGUGAAUAAUAUCAAAUAGAACCGGGCUGCUCUGCUCUCUUGUGCUAACCUUUGGUUCUGUCUCUUGGGCUUGAUAGUGACAAGGCAUAGGAAUCCAGACCUUAGAUCUGAACUAGCUAAUGACUGUGUAUAUUGUAUGAAUCGAAACCAAACCAUUAGAGGUUCUGGUCGCAUGGGUUUUUAAUUUUUUCUUGUGAAAGUGGAUAGUGCCACAUAUGUUUUAAACAUAGAAAUAGAUCAUAUUCUAGUUAAUCAUCAAUGGGUUACUAAAGGAGAUCCUCUGUUCAAUAUUUUCUCCCUCAAUAUCAAGGAGCAAGGAUUCAAUUUCCACCCCACACUGAAUUGAAUAGAAACGGCAUCCCUCUCUACAGAACACCUAUGAUAAUCAUAGCUUUCUGGGUUCUAUUGAUUCAAAAUAACCCUUGCAAUAGCAUUUAGAACAAUAAUUUAAAUCUUUCCAACUUUUUUACUGAACUGUUCAUUCAUAACGAGCCAAAAUUAUCAACUCUUGAAGGCACGUCUCUAUGACUGCUUUAUACCCCAGCAUUUUACCAUUGUAUGCCUACUUGAUCUGUCAAUAUGCUGCUGGGGAUAGUCGAAUCACACUACCAAUCGAAUCUGGGUAGCUCUCUAAUGCUGAAUUUUCCUCAUUAAAGUUUUCACCGUUGAAGGAAAAGACAUACCCAAAGAAGAGUACUCAUAUACUGCAUAGCUUCUCCAUCUGGGAUCAUGUGUUUUACAUUUUCAUUGAUGUAAGACAUGUGAUAUUAGCACAUCUGAAAAGUGUUUGUGCGAGGUAAAUUUCAUUAAUUCGCUUUUAUAUCCUCAAUCAGUAAGAAUCAAGUUUUUUUUUUUUUUCAUUAUGGAUGAACCUUAAAACUUAUUUUUGACCGGUCGCCUAGAUCUUUGCCCGUGAUGUUUAUAUCUGAACAUUUAUGCCCUUAGAUUCGGAAUCUUAACUCCGCCAAUUCCAGAUUAUUGGGUCCUUGAUAGAGUGAACUAAGAUCCCAAUGAAUCAAAUGGCCUGACCGCAUCAAUAAAUUGGCCUCGCCAUUUCUGUUGCUUAUUCGAACAAGUUUUACAUGAUGACCUCUCUGGUUUCGUUUCGUUUGGUUUGAGACUGAAAGAAAAGAUUUCGUGGCCUUUAUUCUGCCUGCUUCGUUAAUUUGUUGGUCAGUAUUAUCGAAAUAAAAACCCCAUCACCCUAUCGCUAUUUCUGUUUAACUUUGGUAGGUGUCUGGUGAAACCCUGGACAAAGAGCUGGGUCAUGGCCGGAGGAAUGCUUAUUACUCUGUACUUUUCUAUGCUUCCUGGUGUCCGUUCUCCCAGACGACCCGCCAACUCUUCGAUGCUCUCAACGUCUUGUUUCCUGGGAUACAGCAUUUUGCCGUCGAAGAAUCUUCUGCCCUGCCAAGGUAAUCCUCGGAACAGCUUACCUCUGUAAUUAUCAAUCAUCUGUGGCUGACCAUUUCUUUGCCGACACUUCAGUGUGUUUUCAAGAUACGGAGUCCACAGCUUUCCGUCUAUAUUGAUUAUGAACGGUACGACGAGGGUGAGAUAUCGCGGGUCAAAGGAUCUCAUCUCCCUUUUACUUUUCUACAUGAAAACCACAGGUAUUUCCUUGACAUGGAUGACUUUCUAAUCGUCCUCUUCCUCCUUGAUCCAUGAACCACUUUAAGUUAGAAAAAGAAAAGAAAAGAAGGGGUCUGUAUAGUAAUAAUACUCUUGGAUUGGUAUUUCGCUGUUUGUAAUGAAGCUCAAUCUCCUGUUGCAGGUCUUGAACCAGUUACGUAUUUCCCCGGAGACCAUCCUUUUGACAUCCGGGCACAGAAGAGAACAGCGAGGGAGAUGCUGAGGAGGGAGCCCUACCUCGCGCUGUCGUUGCUCUUCCUCUUCUUCAAAGCAUUCGUAUAUGUUUCUCCGCAGAUCUGGUCCCAGGUGAAGGCUCUGUGGCUCUCCUACGUCUGGCAGGCCAACUGGGCGGCGAUCUUCAGGGGGUGGAGCCACCUUCUCAAGCGGGCUCUUCAUGCGGUCGACGUGAAGAGGCUGUGGAGCAAGCUCACAAUCAGCAAGAAGAGGAAUUUUCAGAAAGGAGCGAGCAAUGCCAGAGCAUGGGCUUCGUCUCUGACCUCCGUCUCUCUCGGUGAAUCGGCCUCGUCAAGACCGAUCUCGUCGAGUUCAUGA